Molecule: messenger RNA, 862 nt
Organism: Homo sapiens (human)
Lineage: Eukaryota; Metazoa; Chordata; Mammalia; Primates; Hominidae
Gene: APOD
Product: apolipoprotein D
Exons: 5
Coding region: 98-667 (189 amino acids)
Biological process (GO): lipid transport; response to reactive oxygen species; negative regulation of lipoprotein lipid oxidation
Cellular component (GO): extracellular region
Molecular function (GO): lipid binding
Source: RefSeq, marked reviewed
AAGACAGGCAUCUCAAAUCGGCUGAUUCUGCAUCUGGAAACUGCCUUCAUCUUGAAAGAAAAGCUCCAGGUCCCUUCUCCAGCCACCCAGCCCCAAGAUGGUGAUGCUGCUGCUGCUGCUUUCCGCACUGGCUGGCCUCUUCGGUGCGGCAGAGGGACAAGCAUUUCAUCUUGGGAAGUGCCCCAAUCCUCCGGUGCAGGAGAAUUUUGACGUGAAUAAGUAUCUCGGAAGAUGGUACGAAAUUGAGAAGAUCCCAACAACCUUUGAGAAUGGACGCUGCAUCCAGGCCAACUACUCACUAAUGGAAAACGGAAAGAUCAAAGUGUUAAACCAGGAGUUGAGAGCUGAUGGAACUGUGAAUCAAAUCGAAGGUGAAGCCACCCCAGUUAACCUCACAGAGCCUGCCAAGCUGGAAGUUAAGUUUUCCUGGUUUAUGCCAUCGGCACCGUACUGGAUCCUGGCCACCGACUAUGAGAACUAUGCCCUCGUGUAUUCCUGUACCUGCAUCAUCCAACUUUUUCACGUGGAUUUUGCUUGGAUCUUGGCAAGAAACCCUAAUCUCCCUCCAGAAACAGUGGACUCUCUAAAAAAUAUCCUGACUUCUAAUAACAUUGAUGUCAAGAAAAUGACGGUCACAGACCAGGUGAACUGCCCCAAGCUCUCGUAACCAGGUUCUACAGGGAGGCUGCACCCACUCCAUGUUACUUCUGCUUCGCUUUCCCCUACCCCCCCCCCAUAAAGACAAACCAAUCAACCACGACAAAGGAAGUUGACCUGAACAUGUAACCAUGCCCUACCCUGUUACCUUGCUAGCUGCAAAAUAAACUUGUUGCUGACCUGCUGUGCUCGCAGUAGAUUCCAA